Messenger RNA from Hyphopichia burtonii NRRL Y-1933, 723 nucleotides. RefSeq names its product U2-type spliceosomal complex subunit. NCBI's taxonomy places the organism in Eukaryota, Fungi, Ascomycota, Pichiomycetes, Serinales, Debaryomycetaceae. Bases 243 to 677 code for a protein of 144 amino acids. The transcript has a single exon. Gene Ontology annotation, molecular function: RNA binding. Gene Ontology annotation, biological process: mRNA cis splicing, via spliceosome. The record is from RefSeq and is a predicted model, not a curated record. Gene Ontology annotation, cellular component: catalytic step 2 spliceosome.
GGAAGAACCAAAGCAUAACAGAUUCCAUUCAGCAUUCAAGAGCAUUACCCCAGCAAAGUCUGCUCAAGUUUAGAAAUGAUGUACAAGGCUCUAGAAUAAGCAAACAAAAGGGUAAAACAGCAUUAGAAGAGCUCAAGCUAGAGUUAUUACGAAAGGAGGGUAAACUUACCGAUGAUAGAGUGACUGAAAUCAGAAAUCAAGAGCAUUUAGAGCUAAAAGAUGAACCGACUAACGGCAAUGAGAUGACCAAGUCCGCACAAAAGAUACUGAACGAAGGCCAAGACGUGGAUGGAAAUGAUCAAAAUUAUGAGGUGGAGGAGGUCUCUGAAGAAGGCGAUGAUGAUGAUGAUGAUGAUGAUGAUGAUGAUGAUGAUGAUGAUGAUGAUGAUGAUGAUGAUGAUGAUACCGAAGCUCUAAUGGCUGAAUUGGCUAAGCUAAAGAAGGAAAAAGCGGAUGCUAAACAAAAGCAGGAAGAUAAAGAAAAGAAACAAAAGGCCUUGAGCUCUAAUCCCUUAGUACAAAUAACAGAUUCUGAAUCUUCUAACAAACCAAAGAAAAGUUGGAGAAAUAGUACUCCAUUCAACAACAAACCACAACCAAAGACAGAAGACGAGUUCACCAAUGAUACAUUAAACUCAGAUUUUCAUCAGAAGUUUUUAUCAAAGUACAUACGAUAGGUUUAUAUAUAUUAUUUAGAACACGGAAAUAAAUUUUAUUGAAAAC